AUGUCAACCGCCGAUCUAAAAGCCAUUGCCACCGUCCUCCGCCACUGCGCGGCCCCAUGUAACGUACUUGUUUUCGGUCUCAGCUGUGAGACCCUCCUCUGGAACUCACUCAACCAUAACGGCCGAAAAGUUUUUGUAGAUGAAAGUGCUUACUUUGUCUCCAUUUUCGAAGAAAAAUGCCCUGGAAUCGAAGCUUACGAUGUUCAAUUCAAAACAAAAGUCAGCGAAUUAUACGAUUUGAUAGAGCGUUAUAAAUUCCAGGAGAAAAAUGAGUGCAGGCCUGUUCAGAAUCUUCUCUUUUCAGACUGUAAAUUGGCAGUAAAUGACUUGCCGAACCUCAUCUCCCAUGAAGAGAAGCUCCACUGCGGUGGCGCUACCAGUUGUGGGCAUCACCGCUGCAGCUCCGAUCGUGACGUUGUAGCCCCCAAUGUGGCUCACGAUCGUGAUGAUUGA
Messenger RNA from Fraxinus pennsylvanica, 453 nucleotides. NCBI's taxonomy places the organism in Eukaryota, Viridiplantae, Streptophyta, Magnoliopsida, Lamiales, Oleaceae. The record is from the annotation of a GenBank genome assembly.